Messenger RNA from Gekko japonicus, 2343 nucleotides. RefSeq names its product leucine rich repeat and fibronectin type III domain containing 5 (gene LRFN5). NCBI's taxonomy places the organism in Eukaryota, Metazoa, Chordata, Lepidosauria, Squamata, Gekkonidae. Gene Ontology annotation, molecular function: protein binding. The record is from RefSeq and is a predicted model, not a curated record. The transcript has 2 exons. The coding region runs from base 1 to 2343 and encodes 780 amino acids.
AUGGAAAAACUGCUUUUGUGUCUGCUGCUCAUUGGCUUAGUUGUGAAGGCCCAGAUCUGCCCCAAGCGCUGCGUGUGCCAGAUCCUCUCUCCAAACCUUGCGACUCUUUGUGCCAAGAAAGGGCUUCUGUUUGUCCCUCCCAACAUUGACCGGAGGACUGUGGAGCUGCGGCUGGCGGACAACUUUGUGACCAACAUCAAGCGGAAGGAUUUUGCCAACAUGACCAGCUUGGUGGAUCUGACGCUCUCGCGGAAUACAAUUAGCUUCAUCACACCCCAUGCCUUUGCGGACCUCCGGAACCUGCGGGCUCUGCACCUGAACAGCAACCGCCUGGCCAAGAUCACCCACGACAUGCUCAGCGGCCUCUCCAACCUGCACCACUUGAUCCUGAACAACAACCAGCUCACCCUGAUCUCCUCCACGGCCUUUGACGACGUCUUGGCUCUCGAGGAGCUGGAUCUGUCCUACAACAACCUGGAGACGAUCCCGUGGGACACCGUGGAGAAGAUGGUCAGCUUGCACACCCUCAGCCUGGACCAUAACAUGAUUGACAGCAUCCCGAAAGGGACCUUCUCCCACCUCCACAAGAUGACCCGGUUGGACGUCACGUCCAACAAGCUGCAGAAGCUGCCCCCCGACCCCCUCUUCCAGCGGGCCCAGGUCCUGGCCACCUCCGGCAUCAUCAAUCCCUCCACCUUCGCGCUGAGCUUUGGAGGGAACCCACUGCACUGCAACUGCGAGCUCCUGUGGCUGAGGCGGCUGUCCAGGGAGGAUGACCUGGAGACCUGCGCCUCUCCCCCUCUCUUGUCGGGGCGCUAUUUCUGGUCCGUCCCAGAGGAGGAGUUCCUGUGCGAGCCCCCCCUCAUCACGAGGCACACCCACGAACUACGGGUGCUGGAGGGCCAGAGGGCGAUCCUGAGGUGCAAGGCCCGUGGGGAUCCAGAGCCCGCCAUCCACUGGAUUUCCCCCGAGGGCAAGCUGAUCUCCAACGCAACGCGGUCGCUGGUGUACGACAACGGGACCCUCGAUAUCCACAUCACCACCAUGAAGGACACCGGCGCGUUCACUUGCAUCGCCUCCAACCCGGCAGGGGAAGCCACGCAGUCUGUGGACCUCCACAUCAUCAAGCUGCCCCACAUACUGAACAGCACGAACCACAUCCACGAGCCGGACCCCGGCUCCUCGGACAUCUCGACUUCCACCAAGUCUGGCUCCAACGCCAGCAGUAGCAACGGGGAAACAAAAGUCAGCCAGGACAAGAAGGUGGUCGUGGCAGAAGCCACGUCCUCCACGGCCCUGCUUAAGUUUAAUUUCCAAAGGAAUAUACCCGGGAUACGUAUGUUCCAGAUCCAGUACAAUGGGACUUACGAUGACUCCCUUGUUUACAGAAUGAUACCUCCCACGAGCAAAACCUUCCUGGUCAACAACUUGGCUGCGGGGACGAUGUACGACUUGUGUGUCCUGGCGAUCUACGACGACGGCAUCACCUCCCUGACAGCCACGCGCGUGGUGGGCUGCAUCCAGUUCACGACGGAGCAGGACUACGUGCGCUGCCAUUUCAUGCAGUCCCAGUUCCUGGGGGGGACCAUGAUCAUCAUCAUCGGGGGCAUCAUCGUGGCCUCGGUCCUGGUCUUCAUCAUCAUCCUCAUGAUCCGCUACAAGGUGUGUAACAAUGGCGGGCACCACAAGGUGACCAAGGUCAGCAACGUUUACUCCCAGACCAAUGGGGCGCAAGGCCAGGGGUGCAGUGGAGCCGCCAUGCCCCCGUCCGGCUCCAAGCAGGCCGUGGGGCACGAGGACAGCUUGCAGUGCUGCAAGGUGAGCAGCGACGGCGCGACGCGCUCCUCGGACGCCUGCUCCAGCCAAGACUCUUCCACCGCUACCUCCACUUUGCCUCAGGCGUGGACUCCGGGCCCCUCUGCUUCCCAAAAGCUGAAGCGGAAGCCCAUGCCAAAACCGGGCAGUGAGCCGCUGCCCCCCAGCGAAGGUGCCGCCCCCAGCCUGGAGGCCCAGAACACGAACCGCAACAACUCCACGGCCCUGCAGUUGCCCAGCCGGCCCUCGGACUUGGCCAAGGGGGCCCCCGUAUACAAAAGAGCACAAGCCAAGCCAAGUAAGUUCCUCACGUUGCCGGCCGACCCCUCCCGGGCAAAGCGCAGGUACUCCCUGAACGGAGAAUUCAUGGAAUACCACUGUUACGUUAGCUCCCCGGCCCCGGGGGGAUUCUGGUCCAAGCGGAGCUUGUCUAUGAAUGGGAUGCUCACGCAGACGGAGGGCUCCGAGGUGGAUGGUGGCAAAGCAACUUUCCCCAGUUCUGAGUGGAUAUUGGAGAGCACCGUCUGA